GAUUUCUCCCCUUCCUGCCCAUAUACAUUCAGCCAUAGUUGUUUCCAACUCGACUUCGGAUUCUGCUUCAAUUCUGCUUUGAUCAGCGUCACUAAUAUGGCAGGAAAGAUCAAGAAAACUAUCUCCAAGACAGCGCAGGCUCCUUUGAGCCCAACUGACCGCGUUGAAGACACCUAUUCGCCGUACACUGACCAGUUCUUUGCCGACAUGGCCACCAAGAUUGCAGUUACAUUUCCAUACGAGGAAUUCGCAGCUUAUCAUGGUUGCAGCCCGAGCCAUCUCGCGGGGGCGAUGAGUGCCCUAGUCCUCGCGCCUCUCUCGGAUCCCACCUUCACACAGCAUAGAGAUCGCAAUAUGAGCAUUGCACAAUACGGGCAGCACAUGAUAACUACGUGGAGCGCUCAUUUUGAGCAAGUCUUGCUGACUACCUCUGGGAAAGCAAACAAGCGGUCACGAUUGAGGCCAUCUGCUAGCACUGCCCCCUCUCCGCCUGGUUCCCCGCCCUUGUCAUCCGAUGUACCUUUGCAAUCUGCCAAGGAUGUCGCGGAGGGAAAGCCUACCUCAUGACACGUCUGCUAUCAAGUCGAGCUCGCCAGCAGGCCAGAAGGCUACCACCACCGGCGUGAAGCGUCAACACGAUAAGUCAAGCGACAUGAGCGAAGACACUCAUGCAACCGUCCCAACCAUGCCAACCUCAUCCAAAGAUGAUGGCAUACGUAGCUCGAAGCGUCGAAAGAUCGACCCUUCCUCUGAGAAGUACC
This is a messenger RNA of Aspergillus fijiensis CBS 313.89, 761 nucleotides long. RefSeq lists its product as uncharacterized. Bases 97 to 567 code for a protein of 156 amino acids. The transcript is spliced from 2 exons. The record is from RefSeq and is a predicted model, not a curated record. Lineage: Eukaryota; Fungi; Ascomycota; Eurotiomycetes; Eurotiales; Aspergillaceae.